Molecule: messenger RNA, 5590 nt
Organism: Hevea brasiliensis (rubber tree)
Lineage: Eukaryota; Viridiplantae; Streptophyta; Magnoliopsida; Malpighiales; Euphorbiaceae
Product: ATP-dependent RNA helicase DEAH11, chloroplastic
Exons: 3
Coding region: 240-5390 (1716 amino acids)
Biological process (GO): spliceosomal complex disassembly
Cellular component (GO): catalytic step 2 spliceosome; intracellular anatomical structure
Molecular function (GO): ATP binding; RNA binding; zinc ion binding
Source: RefSeq, a predicted model, not a curated record
GAGACAACUCAGCAUCACCAUAGCGAAUGGUGGCUGUCCAAUGUCACUAUAUAUGCUGCUUUGCAUGGAAGAAAGAGAGAGAAAAGCAAAGAAAUUUUACACAAAUCACAUCUCUUCUGUGAUCAUUCUAGAGAAAUUAAGACUCUUUAGUGGCUUUCUCUACAAGCAAAUUCAAAUUCAACUAUGAUAUUUUCUUCUUCUAGGGUUCCAAAUUUCUCGUUUUCAUUUCACUCCACACCAUGAUUCCCUUCUCCAACCACAAUCAGUCUUCCCGCCACCGCCAAUUCCGGCCUCCUCCGCUGCUCAACCACAAUCACCCGCGCCAACCCCGACCCCAACCCCGUUUAUUUUUUGUCAAACUCCUUUCCAACCACCAUCGUAGUGGUGACCGUACGCUUUCAGUUGACUCUAUUGUCUCCGAAUGCAAUCCCAAACCUUGCAAAGUUCAAAUCAGGACCUCUGGUACAGUUGCUGCCAGCCUCUUUUUUGAGCACCAGGCUGACGCUCUCGAUGCCGUCGUUUCCCUCUGGGAGCGCCGGCUUGCUGGGGACCAUCUGUUUACUCCGGUGGUUGGUUUUAAUGUCGACGAUGAUUUUAAUGAGAGACUUAGAAGUUUGUUCCAAUUGCAUGUGGAGAAGCUUCUACAAGGGCAGUCUGUGGGGAAAUUGGAGAGUAAGGUGAAUGAUUUGCUUGUUGAGAUUGAUAAGUUUGCGUGCUUCUUUAGAAAGGCUAGGGACCUUCGAGCUUUCUGUGAGGCUGAUGGAAAGAAGAAGCGGUUGGUGGAAGAGAAGGAUCUAAUUUUGAAUAGGAUUGAGGAGUUUAAGUGCGCAGUGAAGUGUGUGAUGGAUCAUCUGGAGGGGAAGGAGGUUGAGGAUUUGGCCGUUUUGGGGUUUAAAAUUGGCAAGGGUUUUAAUUGGCAUAAAAUACAUAGUUUGCUAUUGAGAGAGUCUAAGCGUCUUGAAGAUGGGUUGCCGAUAUAUGGUUAUAGAAGGGAGAUUUUGCAGCAAAUACAUUUGCAGCAGGUAAUGGUCUUGAUUGGAGAGACAGGUUCAGGGAAGAGUACGCAGUUGGUACAGUUUCUUGCUGAUUCUGGGGUUGCUUCCAGUGGUUCAAUUUUGUGUACUCAGCCUCGCAAAAUUGCUGCAAUUUCCCUUGAAAAAAGGGUUGGUGAAGAAAGCAUUGGAUGUUAUGAGGAUAAUUCAAUUGUCUGCUAUCCAACUUAUUCAUCUGCACAGUGUUUUAAUUCCAAGGUAAUAUAUAUGACUGAUCACUGUCUAUUGCAGCACCUUAUGAAAGAUAGGACUCUGUCUGGAGUUUCAUGCAUUAUUAUAGACGAGGCCCAUGAAAGAAGCUUGAAUACUGAUCUUCUGUUGGCCUUGAUUAAAGAAUUGCUUAUUGAGAGGGGUGACCUAAGGCUUAUUAUAAUGUCUGCAACAGUUGAUGCCAGCAAAUUAUCAGAAUACUUCUUUGGUUGUAGAACCUUUUAUGUGUUGGGGAGAAGCUUUCCUAUUCAAAUCAAAUAUGUUCCUGGUGACUCUGGAGGCUCUUCUGGCCCCUUGCCCAGUGCUAUUGCUCCAUAUGUUUCUGAUGUUGUUAAAAUGGCUAUCGAGAUCCAUCAAGUGGAGAAAGAGGGGGCAAUUCUUGCGUUUUUGACUUCUCAGCUGGAGGUAGAAUGGGCUUGUGAAAAGUUUCAGUCUCCCUCAGCAAUUGCAUUGGCACUACAUGGAAAGCUUUCCCAUGAAGAGCAAUGUCGUGUUUUCCAGAAUUAUCCUGGGAAGAGAAAAGUUAUUUUUGCUACCAAUUUGGCAGAGACAUCCUUGACUAUUCCUGGGGUCAGGUAUGUGGUUGAUUCUGGAAUGGUUAAGGAAAGCAAGUUUGAACCUACAUCUGGUAUGAAUGUCCUCAGGGUUUCCAAGAUUAGCCAGAGUUCUGCUAAUCAACGAGCUGGUCGUGCUGGUCGAACGGAACCUGGAAAAUGUUACCGGCUUUACUCGGAAUCUGAUUACCAGUCAAUGGAUUUCCAUCAAGAACCUGAAAUUCGUAAAGUUCACCUUGGUAUUGCAGUUUUGAGGAUUCUUGCAUUGGGUAUUAAGAAUGUGCUGGAAUUUGAUUUUAUUGAUGCUCCUAGUGCAAAGGCAGUUGACAUGGCCAUCAGGAACCUUCUGCAGUUAGGUGCUGUUGGCCGCAGAGAUGAUGCUUUUGAAUUGACUUCAGAUGGGCAUUACUUGGUUAAGUUGGGUAUUGAACCUCGACUUGGGAAGAUUAUUCUUGAAAGCUGCCGUUGUGGUCUGCGUAAAGAAGGUGUUGCUCUUGCUGCUGUUAUGGCAAAUGCAAGUAACAUAUUUUGCAGAGUUGGUACCAAUGAUGACAAACAAAAAUCAGAUUGCCAUAAGGUGCGAUUCUGCCACCGUGAUGGUGAUCUCUUCACAUUGCUUACUGUCUACAGGGAAUGGGAAAGUGUAUCUCCAGAUGAUAGAAAUAAGUGGUGUUGGAACAAUAGCAUCAAUGCCAAAACUAUGCGAAGAUGCAAAGAGACAGUGCAAGAGUUAGAGAACAGUUUAAAAAAUGAAUUUAGCAUCAUUAUACCAACUUACUGGCUUUGGAGUCCUUAUGUUGUCUCAGCGCAUGAUAAAAAUAUGAAGAGAAUUAUACUUUCUUCACUAGCAGAUAAUGUAGCCAUGUACUCUGGAUAUGAUCGCCUUGGUUAUGAGGUGGUUUUGAGUGGGGAAUAUGUUCAACUUCAUCCUUCAUGUUCGCUGCAAGUGUAUGGCCAAAAGCCAAACUGGGUUGUCUUUGCUGAACUCUUAUCUGUAUCAAGUCAAUAUUUGGUCUGUGUUACUGCAGUUGACUUUGAUUGUUUGUCUGCAUUUAGUCCUCCUUUAUUUGACCUUUCGAAGAUGCAGAGUAAAAAAUUGCAGUUGAGGGUGAUCAGAGGAUUUGGCAGUAUUAUUUUAAGAAGGUUCUGUGGAAAGUCAAAUAAUAGCUUGCUCUCUCUUCUGUCUCGCAUACAGACAAAAUUGAAGGAUGAGCGGAUAGGUAUUGAAAUGAAUGUGGAUAGUAAUGAGAUUCUAUUAUAUGCAUCUGUACAAGACAUGGAAAAGGUGAAUGGCCUUGUUGUUGAUGCAUUAGAAUAUGAAGUAAAAUGGUUAAGAAAUGAGUGCCUGGAGAAGUGCUUGUAUCAUGGGGGACGAGCUGGUGCUUCUCCACCAGUAGCGCUUCUUGGAGCUGGUGCGGAAAUUAAGCAUCUGGAGUUGGAAAGUAGAAAUUUGAGUGUGGACGUGUUCCUUUCAAAUACAAAUGGUGCAGACGACAAGGAGGUCUUGGCAUUCAUUGAAAAAUCAGUGCCUGGGGUGUGUGGUUUUCACAGAUUUGCAGGAAGUGGACAGGAUAGUGACGAUUUGGAGAAGUGGGGCAGGGUAACAUUUCUUACUCCUGAAGCAGCUGGGAAAGCACUAGAGUUAAAUGGAUUUGAGUUAUCUGGUUCUUUACUUAAGUUGUCACCUGCUAGAUCAUCUGUUGGAAGUGGUAAUAAAUUAUCAUCAUUUGCAGCUGUAAAAGCCAAAGUCACUUGGCCACGAAGGUACAGUAAAGGUUAUGCUGUUAUUAGAUGUGAAAGGAAUGAUGCUGAGCAUGUUGUUGCAGAUUGCUUUAAUCUGCUGAUUGGAGGCAGGAUAGUUCAUUGUGAGCUGAGCCAAAAGGAUAUAAACUGUGUUAUUAUCAGAGGAUUGGAUAGAGAUACUUCUGAAUUGGAAAUACUUGAAGUUCUGCAAAUGCACACAACUAAGAGAAUUUUGGAUGUAUUCCUGAUACGAGGUGAUGCCGUAAAUAAUCCUCCUCUUGGUGCUUGUGAGGAAGCAAUUCUCAAGGAAAUUGCUCCAUUCAUGCCUAACCAGGGUCCUUUGAGCAAUUGCUGUCAUGUUCAGGUAUUCUACCCUGAGCCAAAGGAUACUUUUAUGAAGGCGUGGAUAACCUUUGAUGGGAGUCUACAUCUGGAGGCUGCAAAAGCCUUGCAACAUAUUCAAGGGAAGGUACUUGCUGGUUGUUUAUCAUGGCAGAAAAUGCAGUGCCAGCGGAUUUUCCAUAGUUCUGUGUCAUGCCCUGCUCCUGUUUUUGCAUUCAUUGAGAGGCAGCUAAACUCUUUGCUCAAAAGGUUAACGCGUCGACCUGGUGUUCAUUGCAGUUUAGAAAGGAAUGAAAAUGGUUCCUAUAGAGUGAAGAUAUCUGCUAAUGCUACGAAGACGGUAGCAGAGUUGAGGAGGCCACUGGAGCAGCUAAUGAAGGGAAAGACAGUCGAUCAUGGUUGCCUCACUCAAGCAGUUCUGCAGCUUCUUUUUUCCAGAGAUGGCAGAUUGCUUAUGAAGUCACUGCAACAAGAAAUGGGAACUUACAUUCUCUUUGAUAGGCAGAACCUCAAUGUUAGGAUCUUUGGUCCAGAGAACAAAGUUGUUCUUACCGAACAGAAGUUUGUACAAUCCCUUUUGGCACUCCAUGAUAACAGGCAAAUAGAUAUCCCUCUUCGAGGUGGAGUUAUGCCACAUGAUCUUAUGAAAAAAGUUGUUGAGAAGUUUGGAUCUGACUUGCAUGUGCUAAAAGAGAAGUUCCCUGAGGCUGCAUUUAUGCUUAACACGAGGCGCCAUGUCAUUUCUUUCAGUGGUAAAGGGGAUCUGAGGCAAAGAGUGGAGGAUGUAAUUCAUGAUUUUGCACGAUCUCUUAGUGUCAGCGGAACUGCUGAACAACCUGGAGAAGCAGCUGCUACCUGCCCUGUUUGCUUGUGUGAAGUUGAGGACUGUUACCAGCUUGAGGCUUGUGCACAUAAGUUCUGCCGGUCUUGCUUGGUUGAACAAUUAGAGUCAGCAAUGAGAGGACAUGAUGGUUUCCCUGUACACUGUGCCCAUGAAGGUUGUGGGGUGCGCAUUUGGCUAACGGAUUUGAAGUCCCUUCUGCCAUGUGAAAGGUUGGAGGAUCUUUUCAGAGCCUCUUUGGGGGCAUUUGUUGCAUCUAGUGGGGGCACUUACAGGUUUUGCCCCUCUCCUGACUGUCCUUCUGUUUACCGGGUAUCAGGCACUGAGAUGGUUGGAGGUCCAUUUGUGUGUGGAGCAUGCUAUGCAGAGACAUGUACGAGGUGUCACUUGGAGUAUCAUCCAUGUGUGUCAUGUGAAAGAUACAAAGAGUUCAAGGAGGAUCCUGAUUUGUCCUUGAAGGACUGGUGCAAGGGAAAAGAGAAUAUUAAGAGCUGUCCAGUUUGCGGGUAUAUAAUUGAGAAGGUGGAUGGCUGCAACCACAUUGAGUGUAGAUGUGGCAAACACAUCUGCUGGGUCUGCUCAGAAUCUUUUAGCAGUAGUGAUGAGUGCUAUGGGCACUUGAGGCUUGUACAUCUCACUAUAAUAUGAAGACUAAGCUAACUAUACAAUGGUAAUGGUAACCUUCCUCCUUGUACAUAUAUCUAUAUAUUCAUAUCAAUACUUAGCAUAUGUGAUCUAGGUGCAUCUGCAUAUUAGUUGUCAUUCAGUAUUGUUAUUCAGCGCACUUUGCCCCGUCUGCUCAACAAUAACCACUUCACCGUGAGUUCAAUAGAUGGUUUUUUGCUCCA